CCAAAUAUUUAAAUGUAUCUACUAUUACUAUUAUGAGAUGGAAUGGAAGCUUGGACUCCACCCCCCCGAACCUAACGGUAAUCAUGACAUUCCUAUAGGUGGUCUUGAUUAUGUAAUAUAAAAUAGCAGCUCAGUCCAGUGUGAACUAUUACCUAUCAGGCACACGAAUAAACAAGUUUUAGUUAAGACUAGUUAACGUAAAAAAUGCCAGUUGGUUAUCAUUAGUACAUGAAAUUGCACUUUGUUUUAUCUAGUUUCUAACUUUGGUUGUACAGUGCAACAGAUGGACCGUGUAUUUCCAAAGAACAAUUUUUUGUGUUUUUUUGACAGUCUGCAAGGUAACGACCUGUCUUUCACAUUGUAGAAUUGCAGUUGGCCUAUUUUCCAGUUUGUUUUAAGUUGCGCUCCUCCCCCAGCUAGUCCCCUUGAUCACGCAACUUAGUUUUGUUUUUUAUUCCCUGGCACCUGAAGAUAGGGUUACACUUAAUGUGCUGUGAAUCAGCGGUCCGUUUCCUUCGACAUGUUCACGGUUCAGCUCCUCUCUUCUGGGAAGCUUGCGCUUUUGCCGGUUUAUUCAACUGUAUCACCAUCAACCCAUUAAAUAUCAUCGCAGGAGUGUGGAUGGUGAUGAAUGCCUUCGUUCUGUUCCUGUGCGAGGCGCCGUUCUGCUGUCAGUUCAUCGAAUUUGCCGAUGUCGUUUCCAGCCGUGUGGAAAAGCUCAGCCCUUGGCAGAAGGGUGCUUUCUAUUGCGGAAUGGCAGUAGUUCCGGUUCUUAUAAGCCUUACCUUCACCACGUUGUUGGGAAAUGCGAUACCCUUUGCGACCGGAGUCCUGUGUGGUCUGGGAUCCCUGGGGAAAAAGGGGGGCGCUACGACUUACAACCAACUGGAUCAGCAGAAACGGGGCAAUGAAGAGACUGACACAUGUGAGGUGGUUGCUCUGUGACCCCUCCUCCCCCCCCAAACCUCGUAUCAGAAACCUGACCUGGUGAACCAACUCCACUGCUGCUGACCACUGCGACUGUACAGUGUGUGUGGCUGCAGAUUCCCCUGUCUUGGUGUGUGUUAGUGUCUUUGACAGUUGCAUUUGAUUUUGUUUAUUAAUAAAAGUUGUGUUCAUAUUUACACAACUGUGUACUGGUGCUUGUCACACGUCAUGCAGCGUGUGCCAUUCUGAAAGCACUACUCGGCGACCUACAAAAUGUUUGUAAAGAUGACUAGCUAAAUGUGUCUGUUACCUUUUUUCCACAUUAGUAAUACUGUCCACAGUAUUUGUAGUAUAACAUAAUCAAUCAAUGUCUUUCACAUUGGUAAGAACCGCUAAGCUGAAAAUACCAGAGUAUGUGCAUUAAAUGAAUACAUUCUGUUUUGGUUUCACUUUUUGUGUCUCACAGCUGAUGUAUUUUUUUCCCUCCUGAGUGUGUUUGCCACCUGGUGGCCAGGAACUAGUGAAGCAAUGGUACCGUCAACCGGCACAAUGGGAGAAAAAAGGCAUCACCAUAGUAACCUGAGCAGUGAGACCAUGCUGCUUCAUUUCUUAUUCAUCUUAACACAUCAGUAAUACUUGUUUGGAUGUUAUAUUCUUUAGUUUUGGUAAACAGACAUUCAAAGUGAGGGAAGUGAGUAGCUCAAGGGCUUGGGUCUGUGUUGGGAAGGUUGUGGGUUCAAAUCACUGUUAGCCCCUUGAGGUCCUCAACCCCGCCCCCUCCAGGGAUGCUGUCUGACCUGGCUCUCUGACACAAAGCUUUCCUCAUGUGUACAUUGCUAAAUUGAAAAAUGUCAAAGCAAAGUACAGAUUUAUUUUAAAGUUCACUGAAGCAAUUUGGGUUAAGUACCCCACAGUACCGCGUGGGCACCUAACGUCAGAGGAAAGGGAGCAGACAUCUUACUAGAAUUUUUCAAUAUUGUUCCAUAAGAAUACUGAAUAGUUGCUGUAACCAUGUACUGAAAACUUCCACAAUAACUGAAAUAAAUGACCACUUUGACAGUC
This is a messenger RNA of Paramormyrops kingsleyae, 1989 nucleotides long. RefSeq names its product calcium channel flower homolog. Gene Ontology annotation, cellular component: membrane. The record is from RefSeq and is a predicted model, not a curated record. NCBI's taxonomy places the organism in Eukaryota, Metazoa, Chordata, Actinopteri, Osteoglossiformes, Mormyridae. Gene Ontology annotation, biological process: vesicle-mediated transport.